Anguilla rostrata (American eel) is the source of this 7119-nucleotide messenger RNA. RefSeq names its product protein tyrosine phosphatase receptor type O (gene ptpro). Bases 420 to 4085 code for a protein of 1221 amino acids. NCBI's taxonomy places the organism in Eukaryota, Metazoa, Chordata, Actinopteri, Anguilliformes, Anguillidae. Gene Ontology annotation, molecular function: protein tyrosine phosphatase activity; cadherin binding; Wnt-protein binding. The transcript is spliced from 27 exons. Gene Ontology annotation, cellular component: GABA-ergic synapse; plasma membrane; glutamatergic synapse. Gene Ontology annotation, biological process: regulation of glomerular filtration; axon guidance; negative regulation of canonical Wnt signaling pathway. The record is from RefSeq and is a predicted model, not a curated record.
GGAGAUUCAUUUUCUAAGGCACGGGGUUUUUUCAUUCUUCAGACACAAAGAGGGAGGAGAAGGAGGAGGAAGGUCGAUAUCAGCCUCCCUGCGUGAAGCUGCCUAGCUCAGUGCUCGGCGCUUGUUGGGAAUCGUCCUCAAGUCUUCCCUGCUAGGAAAAUGACACCUUCUGAAUGCAAACAAGGCUCUAUUCACCACACAAGUUAAAUAACCAUCGCAGACGUGCCAGUAUCUCAACAGUGUCGUCUCCGCGUAAUCCCUGACAGUAGCACUGAAGAUAUAUAGGCAGUCCUGUGGGCCAAACUUACCACAUGUCCCCUAAGUCUCACAUAGUCUGUCAUAGAUGCAUUUCUGGAUUUUGGUUUUUUUUCUUACAUUUGAAUCCACAGCAGGGUUCAGCGGGUUUUGUUCGUCUGUAAAUGAGAACAGGAAUAUUUGGCGGGUCCACAUGCCUGUUCCGGAGCUCAGCGUCCUUCCGGGUGUCCGUCAGAGACGACGGCAGCCUGGCGAUGUUCCUGGAGGCCGAGGACCUGGUGGAGAACGCCACGGCGUACGCGGCGCGGGUGGCGGGCGAGCCGGUCGCCCGCGUGCUGCAGUUCGACGAUUUUGCCGUCUCCCCGCCGCCCCCGCUGGUCUUCAACACCUCGUACCACGGCCUGUGCUACACCGUGAGCCUCCUGAGCAACACGGGCACGCCCUGGUCCAGGCCCCUCAAGACCGCCACCGUCCUCACACAGCCUCUUCCGGUUGAAAGUGUGUCAAUCCAAGACUACCAGCCGGCUCCGGAGACGGGGGUGGUCUUUGAGAUCAAGACGGCAGAGAACAACAUUUUCACCAGAGUAAACAUCAGCUACCUGGAGGGGAGGGAGCCAAGAUCUAUGCUGUAUAAAGAUUUCCUCAGGGGGAGAACCGUCUUCAAGCACUGGCUGCCGGGCACCUGCUACAGCAACGUCACCUUCCGGCUGGUCUCCGAGGCGACCGCCAACAGAAGCACGGUGGUGCGCCAAAGUCCGGUGGGACACGAGACCCCCCAUCACAGGACAGUCCCCAACCCCCCCGUCAACGUCUCUCUGAGGAUCAUUCACCUGAGCAGCGGGGCCCCCCUCGGGGGGUUCCACAAUGGGCCCCACCCCCGCAGGGCCCGCGACGUUCCCCUGAUGGAGCAACAGGAAGAGGCGGAGGCUCAGGGGGAAGAGGAGGAGAACGCGGAAGCGGUGGAGGACGGCGUUGCCCAGGGCCCCAAUGACACCUACAGCUCGGUGGACGAGGCCCAGAGCCAAACCGUUACGAAUUCCUAUUGGCCGCCGCCCACGGGGAGCCCCUCCCCCUCGGAGGAGGAGUUUGUGAACGCGGUGGUGCCGGAAUACGAAGACUCCAACGAGCCCGGUUCUGCCAUGAGCCUGCCCCUGUCUCCUGAGCCCUCUGUCGCCCCCACCAGGCUACCCCCCAUACUGCUAGAGCUGCGCUGGCAGCCGCCCCGCCCACCCACCACCUUCGAUGGAUUUAACAUCUACAUCUACAGGGAAGGCAACUGCACAGAGAUGGCCACCGUGGACGAGAACACUCACGAGUUCUUCGUGGAGCUGACGGAGCCGGGCACCUACCGGGCGCUGGUGACCACGCUCAGCUCGUCCGGGGACUGCGAGCCGCGGGAGAGCGCCGGGGACGCCGGCUUCACCUUCUACCUCAGUCCCAGCGGGGAGUGGUUUGAGCAGCCGAAGGAGAGGCCGCAGGCGGUGAGCGUGAGGAUGCUGGGCUCCAGCGCGGCGGACGUCUCCUGGGCGCCGUCCUCGGAGAGCCACAACGGCUCCCUGGUGUCGGUGCUGUCCCUGACCUGCCUCAAGCCCAGCCUCAGCCAGAGGAUGGAGAACACCUACUGCAGCGAGGAAAAUUCCACCAGUGACAUCAUCACGAAUUUGACCCCCGGGGCGCAGUACAGAGUGGUGGUCUAUCACACCAACGGACCCCUGAUCAGCCCUCCCUCAGACCCCGUCAUCAUCGGAAUAGAGCCGACGGGGGUUCGAGACCUGGCGGUGUACCCGCUCAGCCCCACGGCGGCCAUCCUCAGCUGGCGGCGGCCGUACCACGUGGCCUUCCGCAAGUACGCCCUGGACAUCUUCCACUUCGACCCCGCCACCCUCACCUCCGGGUGGACCAAAUACUACGAGAUCGCCGCCACCGCCUCCGUCACCGCGUCCACGAAAGUGUCCAAUCUGCUGCCUGCUUGGUACUACAACUUCCGCGUAACCAUGGUAACGUGGGGCGAGCCAGCUCUCAACUGCUGUGACAGCUCAAUCGUUAGCUUCACCACAGCUCCAGAGGCCCCUCACAUCACCGCAGUAGUCUACGCCAACAGCCUGCUGUACGUCAAGUGGACCUACGGGGACAUCUUGACCGACCUCUCCCACUCCAGGAUGCUGCACUGGCUGGUGGUGGCCGAGGGAAAGAAGGGAUCAAAACGGCACAUCUCUGCUGACGUGACACGCACAGUCAUGGAGGCGACACUGGCCCUGCCCCCUGGAGACAUCUACAACCUGACCGUCACGGCCUGUACAGAGCGCGGCAGGAACACCUCCAUGCCACACAUCAUAAAGCUGGAACCGGCGCCUCCCAAGUCCCUGUACGCGGUGAACGCCACCCACACCUCGGUGACCCUGCUGUGGGUGGAGGAGGGCGUGGUGGACUUCUACCAGGUGCUCUGCAAACAGGUCCGGCCCGGCAGAGACCUGAAAGCGAGGGAGCCUCAGGCAGUCCACUCCCACGUGGCCACAGUCGCCGCCCUCCGGCCUUCCACCACCUACAACUGCAGCGUGACCAGCUACAGCUACAGCACUCCCAGCGAGCCCUCCUACAUCACCGUCUCCACCCCAGCCCGUGAGAUGAACCCCAGCGUGGCGGCCAUUUCGGCUCUGGUUAUCCUCAGCGUGCUCCUCCUCAGCCUCCUCGUGCUCAUCUUCCUCGUGCUCCGCAAGAAACACCUGCAGAUGACCAGGGAGUGCGGGGCUGGAACCUUCGUUAAUUUCGCCUCGUUCGACAGGGACGGGAAACUGCCGUACAACUGGCGAAGAAGCCUUUUUGCCUUCCUUACACUUCUGCCUUCCUGCCUAUGGACUGACUAUCUUUUGGCUUUUUAUAUUAAUCCUUGGAGCAAGACUGCUUUAAAGAAAAGGAAGCUGACGAGCCCCGUCCAGCUGGAUGACUUUGAUGCCUACCUCAAAGACAUGAGCAAAGACUCUGCCUACAAAUUCUCCCUGCAGUUUGAGGAGCUCAAGAGCGUGGGCCUGGACCUGUCCCAUGACGCCGCCGACCUGCCCGUCAACCGAGCCAAGAACCGCUACACCAACAUCCUGCCCUACGACUUCAGCCGCGUGAAGCUGAUCUCCAUGCACAACGACGAAGGGUCCGACUACAUCAACGCCAACUACAUUCCCGGUUACAAAUCCCCCCGCGAGUACAUCGCCACCCAGGGGCCGUUGCCCGAGACGCGAAACGACUUCUGGAAGAUGGUGCUGCAGCAGAAGUGCCGCGUCAUCGUCAUGCUGACCCAGUGCAACGAGCGCCGGAGGGUGAAGUGCGACCACUACUGGCCCUUUACGGACGAGCCAGUGGCCUACGGAGAGAUCGUCGUGGAGAUGCUUUCUGAGAAAGAGGCUCCAGAGUGGACCAUGAGGAACUUCAGACUGAGCUAUGCGGACGAGACGCAGGACGUCCUGCACGCGAACUACACGUCCUGGCCCGACCACGGCGUCCCCACGGUCAACGCCAUCGAGAGCAUCCUGCAGUUUGUGCAGAUCGUCCGGCAGCACGCGUCGCGGACCAAAGGGCCCAUCGUGGUGCACUGCAGCGCGGGCGUGGGGCGGACGGGGACCUUCAUCGCCCUGGACCGCCUCAUGCAGCACAUUCGGGAGCACGAGUUCGCCGACAUCCUGGGCCUGGUGUCGCAGAUGCGCUCCCACCGGCUCUGCAUGGUGCAGACAGAGGAACAGUACGUGUUCAUCCACCAGUGCGUCCAGCUGAUGUGGAGGAAGAAGAAACAGCAGUCCAUCACCAGUGAUGUCAUCUAUGAGAACGUUACCAAGUCCUAACCGUGCAAUGUUAUUCACCUGUCCUCCCUUGCUUCAGGCUUUUCGUUGAUACCAAAAAGUCAACACAAGAUCCGAAAAGAAAAAAAAACUAAACAAAAAAAAAAACUAAACAAAAAAAAUAAAACAUUUUUUGCAGAACUUUUUUUUUUGUUUGAGAGGGUGGAAGCAAGGGACGGACCCUUGCCUUAAAGAGUCUUCAGUGACCAACCGCGUUCCAGAUGGAGCCAGCGAUUCUGCGCUCACCGGACCAAGUUGACACUUGCCAAACCAACUGAAACGGGCCGGGUGGGGGCGGGCCGUAGUGGGAGCGCACACACACCCACCCACAUUUCCUCCCCCAACCUGAAGGCCGUUUCCUUCAAACAAGCAGCAACAAAGCCACACAUCUGGGUCAGAAGAGAGAGCCGUCCCUCUAGUGGCGGAACGGAGGAACUGAUUGUUGUUGUCAGCGACAAAUCUUUUGUUUCGUUAAUAGUUUAUGUUGAUCUCAGGAUUAGCCGGAACAUGGCUAACAGCUAACGUUCUCUCCUUUCCCCGUGUUUUAUUUGAGUUAUCACACUGCCGUGGUACAAGACCGCAGGGGGAUCGCAGACAUUUUGAGGGAGGGCUACAUGUUAGCAGGGAAUAGUAGUUCACCGGGAGAUAACCUUUUUUUUUUUUUUACAUAUCGUUAACCAUUCACACGGUAGCUUUAGUUUUCACACCUUUUAAGUAGCGACAGUGAGUUGUUACCCAUAAUGCCACAGCAGCGUGAGCAUCUCUAACGAGGACAGGCAUGAGCGAUUCAAAGCUGCACUGCCACCCCACGCGGGUCAAGUAAUGUAAUCUGUGUAUAAGUCUAUACUGUACAAACAGCUCAAGAGACUUGUAUUUUUCCAUGCGUCGUGUGCACACUGUGGAUCGUCUGCCAUUGAGAAAACACUGGGGAGCCGGGAUUCUUCACGCCCUGUAAUGAGUUUCCGAUUCCAUAUGGCUACCGCUGCAUCGGUAUGCCAACUAUACUGGAAGCUUGCACGGGGGUUUAUGGUUUAACAGGCAGGGGAGCAAAUGGCCAAUCACAAGAAGAGGAGGAAGACAGGGAAUCCUGGAAGAUGGAGUGGAAUUGGUCACGUUCAAGGUGCAUAUUGUAAAUAUGCAUAUUAAGCACUUAUACAUUAUCUUCUCCAUAUCAUAACUACAUCACCACUACUGUAAUGAUGCUAUGCUGUAAGAACAGAACAUAUAAGUGUAGGGCAUCAACAAGAGUGAAUUUGUUUCAGGCUGCUUUUUCAAGUUCGCUCUUGUUGAGUGUUUUACACAUUUUAUGGUAAUCCCUUUCCUACAUUACGACUACGAUUACUCCUGCAAACGUAAUUUUCAUCAGUGUUCUUUAAAAACAAACAAAAAACAACAAAUUCCCUCAAUUUUCUCACCUGCUUAGUUAUUUCAAUCUAAGAGGACUGUGCUAAGUUUACAGGUUAAAACAGGUCGUGCUCAGUUGUAUAUUUUAAUAUGUGAAACAAGUGAUCCAAUCUCUUUAGCAUACUGUCUUCAUCAUGCAACUGUGUUGGAAUCCCACCACAGGUGUGACUAUAGGUAUUGGAAAUUAAUCUAUGGCUGUAAAACUGAAAUAAGUUUCUUUAUAAGAAAAUCUUGAAAUGGUAAGACAAUGAUUUUGCUGCCAGAGCAAGAAUUUACAUGUUCUGCUUCAAGUUCCUGAAAUAACUUAUAUCUGAACAACCUGUCAUCUACCGACGGAACAAUGUUCCAUGUGGGAUUCAAACAACAUUCUGAAGACUAUGUCACACAUGAGUCACAGCCCUGACCACUGCCACUACCACACUCUCUCAGAACCAAGAUUUUACACGGGAGCAAUCUCAGUAUAUUUGCCCUAUUUUUUAAAAAUCAGCCUUUAUUUUUUGUGUUAUGAACACAAAACAGAGAACCGCAAGUUCGCAUAAUGACUUGUCCCUCAUCCGCUCACUGCAGUUGUGUUCUUGUAUACAACCAUACGGUGUUCGUUUCAUCAGGGGUGUUCAAGCUAUAAUCACCAUCAAAGUGAACAGCUUUAUUGAUGUGUGUGGUGUCAGGAAAAAAAAACAGUUUUUCUGUCAGUUUAAUGAAUCAACUGUUCAUUGCAGGUCAUAAAGUAGCUGUGUCCCUUUUAAUUUUGCACUGAACUCUCCUUAUAGGUGGGACCAAACAAGAUUAUUUCCAAGAUGACAUUUCUGUAUCAUAUUGCAUUUACAAAUCUUGCUGGUGGUGGUCAUUUCAAAUUUCCUUAUGUGCAUUUAGAGGUAUUAUUUUGUAUUUUCUUUAACUCUGGAUUUAGAAAAAUUGCAGCAUUUUAUGAGGUCAUAAUACCAUUCCCAACAUUCCCAGGCGGCAGCAUUGAGCACCCUGACAAAUCAAAAUGGUGGAAUUUUUCUGCCGUAACCGGGGGAACGUUGUGCAUCCAAGCAUAGCAGUUGGUGCAAAAAAAAAAAAAAAAUAGGGGACCAGAAAUUACAAACAGAGCGACUACUUUUGUGAUUUUUACUCAUUUUAUUUGCAGGCCCACAGGGCAAUAUUUAAAUCCACGAGGACUUCUGUGAUGGUAAAACCAUGUACCGCCAUUACAGCUGGGCUCAAGAACUGCAAGGCAGGGCGUGGCCUCCCGCGUCCAUUCGAAACAGUUUUUUUUUUUUAAGCUGUAGUAGUGUGUGUAGACUGUUCCGAAAUCACAGUCACAUGACGCAGGACAGAUGAUGAAAGCUCCGCCCCCCCCUUUGUUGAGGGCACAGGCGUGUGAAGGAAACUCUCCAGCCUUUUCUCAGACCAGGAAGCAAACGAGUGUCAUGUAUAGGUAGGUAGCACUUUUUUCACGGUUCUCUUGUUCGGCGUGCGUCCAGUCCAGACUGUUCUUCAUUGGUGCCAUUCGUGUGCAUUUUUUGUCACUUGCUAGAAAGGAUGACCGUGUAACUGCUGGGGCAGCAGGGCCGGGGUCAUUGUCACAGUUUAAAUGUGUGUGUUCCAAAAAAUAAAAAAUAAAAGGCUUCAGUAUCUAUCCCAGUGA